UGAUAGGGGGGAAAAUCCGAACGGCGGCGGCGGCCGCCAUAUUGCGGAGCUGUCACAGCGCCCGCCGCGCUCCGCGCCGCGUCCCCGGCGAGCAGCGCGGGGCGGCCCCGCAGCGCCUCCUGCCCCGCUGCGUGGGGGCGGCGGGGGGGGACACACCGCCCCGCAGGAGCGGAGAGCGCCGCGCCCCAAGCACCCUGCCCCGGGGGCUCGUCCCCCCCCUCCGCUCGGCGCCGCGGAGGGAGCGGAGUCCCAGAAGGGGGCAAAGAGUUUUUGGAAGAUAUAAGUGGACAGGAGACUACAGAAAACAAGAAAAAUGCCGAAACCAAUCAAUGUCAGAGUAACCACAAUGGAUGCAGAGUUGGAAUUUGCCAUCCAGCCCAAUACAACAGGCAAGCAGCUCUUUGAUCAGGUGGUGAAAACUGUUGGUCUUCGUGAAGUCUGGUUUUUUGGACUGCAGUAUGUGGACAGCAAAGGCUACUCAACUUGGUUGAAGCUAAAUAAAAAGGUAACACAGCAAGAUGUACGGAAAGAAAAUCCUUUGCAGUUUAAGUUCAGGGCCAAGUUUUUUCCAGAGGAUGUAUCUGAAGAAUUAAUUCAGGAAAUAACUCAGAGACUUUUCUUCCUGCAAGUCAAAGAGUCAAUCUUAAAUGAUGAAAUAUAUUGCCCACCAGAAACUGCAGUUCUUCUGGCUUCUUAUGCUGUCCAGUCCAAGUAUGGAGAUUACAGUAAGGAGAUCCAUAAACUGGGCUACCUAGCCAAUGACAGGCUUCUCCCCCAGCGUGUGUUAGAACAGCACAAACUGACAAAAGAACAGUGGGAAGAAAGAAUACAGAACUGGCAUGAAGAGCACAGGGGAAUGUUAAGGGAAGAUUCUAUGAUGGAAUACCUUAAGAUAGCACAAGACUUGGAAAUGUAUGGAGUCAACUAUUUUGAAAUAAAGAAUAAAAAAGGAACUGAAUUGUGGCUAGGAGUUGAUGCUUUGGGUCUGAAUAUUUAUGAGCACGAUGAUAAGCUGACACCCAAGAUUGGUUUUCCUUGGAGCGAAAUAAGAAACAUCUCUUUUAAUGACAAAAAAUUUGUCAUAAAGCCAAUUGACAAAAAGGCCCCUGAUUUUGUUUUUUAUGCACCCCGUCUGAGAAUUAACAAGCGAAUUUUGGCACUGUGUAUGGGAAAUCAUGAAUUGUACAUGAGGCGGAGGAAACCUGACACAAUUGAAGUGCAACAGAUGAAGGCCCAAGCUAGAGAAGAGAAACAUCAGAAACAAUUGGAAAGGGCACAGUUAGAAAAUGAGAAGAAAAAAAGGGAGAUAGCAGAAAAGGAAAAGGAAAGAAUAGAGCGUGAAAAGGAGGAAUUAAUGGAGCGCUUAAGACAAAUUGAGGAGCAAACAAUGAAAGCUCAGAAAGAGUUAGAGGAACAGACUCGAAGAGCUCUAGAACUGGAUCAAGAACGGAAGCGUGCAAAAGAGGAAGCAGAACGCUUGGAAAAAGAGCGUCGAGCAGCUGAAGUAGCCAAAGCUGCUCUAGCCAAACAGGCAGCUGACCAAAUGAAGAACCAGGAGCAGCUAGCAGCAGAAAUUGCUGAAUUCACAGCCAAGAUUGCACUUCUAGAGGAGGCCAAGAAAAAGAAAGAAGAGGAAGCUUCAGAAUGGCAGCACAAAGCUUUUGCAGCCCAAGAGGACUUGGAAAAGACCAAAGAAGAAUUGAAAUCUGUCAUGUCUGCUCCUCCUCCACCUCCACCCCCACCAGUUAUUCCUCCAACAGAGAAUGAACACGAUGAACAUGAUGAGAACAAUGCUGAAGCCAGUGCAGAACUGUCUUCUGAUGGUGUCAUGAAUCACAGGAGUGAGGAGGAACGGGUAACAGAAACACAGAAAAAUGAACGUGUUAAGAAACAGCUCCAGGCUUUAAGUUCAGAGUUGGCUCAAGCCAGAGAUGAAACCAAGAAAACACAAAAUGAUGUCCUUCAUGCAGAGAAUGUUAAAGCAGGCCGCGAUAAGUACAAGACUCUCCGGCAAAUCCGACAAGGCAAUACAAAGCAGCGUAUUGAUGAGUUUGAAGCAAUGUGAGAGCUGGUAUUUUGCAUAUAUGUUCCUCCUAAAGCUGAACCACCAACAGAGAAAAAAAGCAGGCCUUUGCAGAUUUGAUGGAUUGCACCCCACUUUGCCAAAGCACUUAAUACCAGGUUGACUACAGUGACUAGAAGACAAAUUUAGGGGAAGCUAUUCAACAGUAAGGCAGUUUGUUACCCCUAGGUUUUGGGUGUGGGGAGGGUAUGAAGGUUAAUAGCAGGUUUUUUUCCUGUUGUGUUUUCAGUUUCGUUGUUUAUUUGGUUUUUCCCCCCCCUUUGGAAACAGACGUGAAGUAUAUAAUGACUGACAAGUGUAUAUGUUGCUUAAACAAUAAGAAAUAGAAGAAUUGAACUGUACCUAAACUGAAUAGGUACAAUUAAAGUACGAAUUUUGAAAUUAGUUUUCAAAGCUACUCCAUUAAGAGUUUGAUAUUGCUCACUUUCACUUUUGGUUGGUUUUUAUCUUGUUAUGUCUUGGGGGGUUUUAUGUUUGUUUUGUUUUUUUUUUUUUCUCCCAUGUGAAAUUCUUUGGUGUUUCAUGUCCUGUCAUCAUUGAUGGUUUUCUUUGCCUACCUGUUCACAAAGGUCUGGAUGGCAGGUGGUAGUUCCAGGAAAUGUUUUUAAAUGGAACACUACCUGUGGUGCAGCACAUGGCUGCUGAUAGGCGCUUGAGUAAGUUUUGCUUUUCCUAGGUGAUUCUUUUAGAUGUGCAAAAUGUUCCAAUGCAGCAAAGAGGGGAAAAAAUAAACAAGCUUAAUGUGCUAUUUGCUUGUAAUUAUUUUAUUUGCAGUAGGGAGACCUGGACCUUUCUGGCAAGGGAGCAUAUGAAAACAUCAGUCCCAGGGAGGGGACAGUAUCCUACCUCACUACUAUGUACAUGAUGACUGGUCCUUCAAACACCAUGAAAAAAACUUUUUAAAUUGACUGUCACUACACAGUAACAUGAAAGAUUUCUAGGAGCCCUUACUCCUAGGAUUUUAUUUUGGAGUUUAUGAUGGAUUUAUAGUGCUAAAUACUGUCUAACUGCCUUCUGUUGAGUUUAAAUUGUAAAAGCAUCUGGUGUGUUUUAAAGCUGUAACCUGUCACUGGUAUACUAUAUUCUGGGAGGGGUGUAGAAUGUAUGUGUCAGUCAGUUUGGGUUUCAAAUACAAAAUGAAACUUCCCAGAAUUGGAGUGAAAGUGUUUGUAGCUUCAGUUUUCAGUGAAGCUAGUAUCUUAAUUGUUGUAUCUGAUGUCAGAUUAUUAAGUCCUUUCCCUCUUGAAAAGGAAACCUGUUCUUUUGAGAAAUUUGCUUAGAAAUUGAACUUUAGUAAUAACUUCACAGUUAAUGUGGACUUCAGUUACUCCCUAUGUUAGAGUACCCCAGUAAAUAUCGACAGUGGAAGAACUUAGGCUUCUCUGAGGAUGGUUCAGCUUUUUUUUCUGUUUGAUAUUAUGCACUCAUAAAUUUACACUUAUCUAUUAAAAUUUGCCAUUUUAUUAAACAUUUUUUUUCAUGCACAACAGGUCUAAAUUUCUCAUGAACAGUCUGACUAAAUUUGUUUUUUUUAUUUUGUGGAGUAGAAGUUUGGCUAUGUGGGGUGACAUCAUGAAAAUUAAAUAAAGAUACGUUAAUAUAUUUUUGGUUUGUGGGGCUAAACAUAUCUGCUUGAUCCUGAAGACUGAUGUGCAGAUGCUGUGCACAUGCUUCAAAAUGCUGCUUGGUGGAAGUUGGUGUUUCAACUUGCAGUGCAUUUUAAGAACAGUUUUUGUUUCACAGGCUUCAUGCACCGAAGCUUAAGCAAAUUUUGGAAGUAUUUGAACAGUUUGCCAUGGCAGGUGAAAUACUGUGCUUCCAGUGAGUUUUCAUUUUUCCCUGAAAAGUGUGCACUAACACUGAUCCAUCAGUUUCAGUGUUGGGAAAAAACACCAGUAAAGAUUGCUAUUUAUAAUUCUACAAAAUGUAGGGUAGGGCUAAAUGGAUUAGAUCCAUUUAUAAAGCUGUGUGUUUUUGUUUUUUUGGGUUUUUUUUUUUUUUGGUUUUUUAAAAUUCAAACAACCAGGAACAACCAUUUGUAAUACAGGUUUUCACAAUGAACAAAGUGGUAAUAGCUGCUGUCAUCAGCAGUUGGGAACACUUACUGGUGCAGAAAUACUAAGAAUACAUCUAAUGAUUACUUGGUGAAGUAAUUUUCCACAUGCUUUUUCCUUUAGCAUCAUGUUUUGUGUUGUACAAUUAAGCUACAAUUACAUCUACUAUUUUGGAUAACAUUCAUUGGUUAACAAUAAAGAGAUACAGUUAA
Oenanthe melanoleuca is the source of this 4349-nucleotide messenger RNA. RefSeq names its product radixin (gene RDX). Gene Ontology annotation, biological process: regulation of cell shape; regulation of organelle assembly; positive regulation of protein localization to early endosome. The coding region runs from base 314 to 2065 and encodes 583 amino acids. Gene Ontology annotation, molecular function: actin binding; cell adhesion molecule binding. NCBI's taxonomy places the organism in Eukaryota, Metazoa, Chordata, Aves, Passeriformes, Muscicapidae. The transcript is spliced from 14 exons. The record is from RefSeq and is a predicted model, not a curated record. Gene Ontology annotation, cellular component: adherens junction; apical part of cell; microvillus.